AGAAGAGUGCGGCGGAGGGAUCCAGCGCCGGGUGCACUGCGGUUCGGGGAGGGAGAGAGUUCUUCUUCUUUGGCCAUCACUUUCUCUUUAUUUAUUUAUUUGCCCUAACGGGGGCAAUUAAUUCCUCCCGUUCCCGGUGCCGCCAGCUUUGUCUCUUUCCGUUCUUUCUGGCUUUAUACUUUACCUUCUUGACUCCCCCCCCCCCCCCAACCCCUUCACCUUUUACUGGGGGGUGUCCCCCACCACCCCCCCCUUCAAUGUUAUUUACCCCCAGCCUGUGGUGGGCCGGGGGGGGCGCUGUGAGGGAAGAUGUGGCGGUGACAGACUGGGCUUCCCUCCCAUGAAAGAAGAGGAGAAGAAAGAAAGAAGAAGAAGAGGAGGAGGAGGAGUGGGGAGCAUCCCCGGCGGUCCCCCCUCAGAAGCGAGGUAGUCCUGCAGCAGGUUUAGACUCUGAAAGAAGUUUUUUUACCCUGAAUAGAACAACGUGUGAAAGAGCCGUGGGAUUUGGGAAUUCAGGUGAGAAAACUGGAGAAAGGAGAAUGGAGCUUCAGACUCUCCAGGAGGCCCUAAAAGUGGAAAUUCAAGUUCACCAGAAAUUGGUUGCUCAAAUGAAGCAAGAUCCACAGAAUGCAGACUUGAAGAAACAGCUCCAUGAACUCCAAGCCAAAAUCACAUCACUGAGUGAAAAGCAGAAACUUGUAGUGGAGCAGCUUAGGAAGAAUCUCAUAGUGAAGCAGGAACUCCCGGACAACAAACUUCUUAUCCAGCCUCUGCUUCAGCUAGAAAGCAGACCGCCAACACCACAAGUGCAGCAGCAGCCACAUCAGAUACAGCUACAGCAUCUCCAACCACAGCCAGUGUCACAGGCAUCUACAUCACCUCUUCCAGGCCUGAGUGGCACACAGACUGUGGCCACAGCCUCUAUGAUCACGGCAAAGACUCUACCUCUUGUGUUGAAAGCUGCAGCAGCAUCCAUGCCCACUUCUGUUAUGGGGCAGAGACCAACCAUUGCCAUGUUGACUGCCAUCAACAGCCAGAAAGCAGUCAUAGGCUCCGAUACACACAGCGGUGCAGUAAACCUGCAGACAUCUAAUAAGGUCACCAGUCAGGGAACAGAGACCUUUCAGAUAGUGGCGAAAAAUGCUGUUACUCUGCAGGUCCAAGCAACGACGUCUCAGCAUAUAAAAGUUCCCCAGUUCAUCCCACCCCCACGGCUUACUCCUCGUCCAACCUUUCUUCCACAAGUGCGGCCAAAGCCAGCUGCACAAAACAACAUACCAAUUGCCCCUGCCCCACCCCCAAUGCUGGCAGCUCCACAGCUCAUCCAGCGGCCGGUUAUGCUUACCACAAAGUUGACGCCAACAUCUCAGAAUUCUAUCCAUCCUGUGCGCAUUGUGAAUGGACAACCCACAGCCAUUUCCAAAGCCUUUCCUACAGCACAGCUCACCAGUAUCGUGAUAGCUGCACCAGGCACGAGACUGGCAGCUCCACAAACUCUGCAGCUUCCAAAACCAAACCUGGAGAAGCAGACCGUUAAAACUCAGGUGGAAACAGAGAAGCCAACCGAAAGCAGUACGACCCCGCAACCUGCCCCCAAGCCAAAACGAGAAGAGAACCCACAGAAACUUGCCUUCAUGGUGUCGCUAGGGUUGGUAACGCAUGACCAUUUAGAAGAAAUUCAAAGUAAAAGGCAAGAAAGAAAAAGAAGAACAACGGCAAAUCCAGUGUACAGCGGGGCAGUAUUUGAACCAGAGCGUAAGAAGAGUGCAGUGACUUACCUGAACAGCACAAUGCAUCCAGGAACGAGGAAGCGAGGUCGUCCUCCCAAAUACAACACGGUCCUGGGUUUGAGCACCCUGCCACCCAUCUCCCCUUCAUCCAGUCAUCCUGAUUCCCCUCAAACCGAAAAGACACAGAUCACAUGUAGUUUCCCUGCAAGUGUCCUGCCUGUGCCCCUGCCUAAUGCUUUUUCCACAGACGCUGAUAUCCAUGAGGAUUUUUGCAGCGUCUGCAGAAAGAGCGGACAGUUACUGAUGUGCGACACAUGUUCACGUGUAUACCACCUGGACUGUUUGGAGCCUCCUCUGAAAGCCAUUCCCAAGGGCAUGUGGAUAUGUCCCAAAUGCCAAGACCAGAUGCUGAAAAAAGAGGAAGCGAUCCCAUGGCCAGGAACGUUGGCCAUUGUUCACUCAUAUAUAGCGUAUAAAGCAGCAAAAGAAGAAGAGAAACAGAAAUUACUCAAGUGGAGCACAGACCUGAAACAGGAGCGAGAGCAACUAGAGCAGAAAAUAAAACAACUCAGCAACUCUAUAACGAAAUGCAUGGAAAUGAAGAACAGCAUCUUGUCCCGGCAAAAAGACAUGCACAGCUCUCUGGACAAAGUGAAACGUCUUAUCCGGCUCAUUCAGGAUAUAGACCUCACCAAACCUACUAACUCAGAGGUGACCUCUAACCACAGCCAGGACUGCACCGCUACUGCCAACAGCCCCCCUCCCGACCCCAAUCCAGUCACAGCCUCCUUUCCAUCACCCAACUGUGCCCAGAACUGCAACCAGGCCGAAGAGACUAAGUGACCCAUUUAUUGUGAGCAAGAGUACUCUGAAAAGAUAAGCGGCGUCUGAACAGUUCCUGGGAGAGACUGAACCAUAACCACGGUGACGUCCCAGGACAGACGUAAGCACUGGAGUUUUGCCAAUCAACCUUUUAUUCUGUGUGUUCCACGUGUGAGCUGGCUCUUCCUGCCAGCACCAUGCCAAGUGACAAAUAGAAACAAAUCUUUAACUUUACUCUCUAUCUUACACCAGUGUGUGCCUGCAGCAGCCUCCGCAGCAACUAUAGAUAUCAAUCUUUAUUUUUUUUCUUUCUUUGCUAUUUUCUUAAAGGUGGGUGUGUGGACACGGCGGGCUUCUGGGAACUCCUCCUUCUGUAUACUUUUUAUGUUAGUGGGAAGGGGGCAUACAUACCAGUCCAAAGACUAGGAAAGUUCCCCUGUCUACCAGACUCAGUGUGAUGUACCAAAAAAAGGGAAAAAAAAUUACAAAUUAUAUUCUCAUAAGAAUGCCUAGCAGCAGAAAGUGGAGGGGGAGGGGAAGGAUGUUUAGUCAGUAUUGUUAUUCCUCUAUGAUCGUUCCUGGCGGAGGUGGCAAUCACCUCGCCAAAAACAACCUGUCUAUAAAUGCUGCGUUCCAUAGUAGAGUAUGGAAUGGAUGCCCAUCUCUGCAUCAUGGUGUAGAAGUAGCUGUUUGUUUCUUUUGUUUUUUUUUGUUUUGUUUUUUUUAAAUAUGUGCCAGCAUCUCUGUAUGAAAUGGACAUUUGGUAACUUAACACCAAGAUAUUUAUUCAUUGCAUUCAUUCAUAAAAAAAAAUAAAAAAAAAAAAUAUUAAAAAAAUAUAAUAAUGCAGAAGUAUUAGCAAAGCAGAUUAGGCUUUGUGGGUUUUGGACACACCUCCCCGAAACACAAGUUGUGUGUUGUCUCCUGCAGGAUCCAUUUAUGACACAACAGAUGUUGCAAUGGUUGUGGUGGGGCUGUGCAGCUGGCGUGUUCCGUAGUUAUAGCGGGCAGCCAAUUUGGCGCAGGAAGGAUUCUCACAGGCUGUGGAUAUCUGAGGGUAUUUAUAUUUUAUUUUUCUUUGUUUUUUUUUGUGUGUAAUAAGGAGGCCGAGGUACAAAAUAUUACAAACAUGUCUUCCUAGUGUCAGUGGAAUGGUGAAAUGAGACAUCCGUGUGCAUCUUUGUUGGAGUACAUACACGUCCGCUCGUUUCUCAUUGGGCAGUACUUAGGUUUUUUAAUAGGAAUUUUUAAAGGCCAUGUAAUGGUAACCUUAAAAGCGGCCCACGUGCUGCGGUGGUUCAUUGCAGUCUAUUCAGAUGGAUAUGGCCUCCCUGUAUUUAUGUGCAGCACAUCCCAGAAUCAAGCAUAUGGCUUGCAGCAGACCUCAUGUGUGUGCAGCAGACCUCAUUCAAAGGGAGCCUAUCCUGGCGACAAGCUCCCUUUUAUAGGACUCUGUACAAUUUCUUGCCAGUGACGGGUUAGUGGGUUCAGUUGUCCACUCUUUAUUGCCACCCUCGAAAUUUCAGUCAGGAAGAGAAGAUGCAAUUGCUUCCUGUUUUUGUAGGCACCAAAGCAGUGGGUGACCUCUCAGCUGAGCUGACAGGUGGAUAAUGGGCAUAUACAGCAAGCAGUUUUCUUGCCCAUGGACCUGUAUACCUGGAAUGAAAGCAAAUGGUCCCAUCCUAGGGGCAAGUUCGAGUGAGGGAGCCAUGUGCAGGUAUUUUUAUCUAUAUAUAUCUCUAUAUAUGAUCAAAUAAUGGAAUACAUUAAAGACUGCAGAGAUGUAGGGCUGUACCACACAAGGUGGUAUAUACCGUACAACUGCUAUUGGGCCCAUGGUGAGAGAGUGAAGUCGGCAGUAAACCGCUUUCUUUGCUUCCCCUCACAAAGUCAUAGCAUUAAGGGGCGGGAUGGGCUCACUGCAUCAAGAACUUUUCAGUAACGGCUAGCGGAUAUCCCAGUGAGCUCCCCCUAGUGGUGACUGGAGGCAUUUUAUUUUUUCAAUUCUGCCUCAAAAUUAUAAUAUUGAACCUCCCAAUGGUUCAGUCAUCCAGGGUACAAAAGUUUAAUUAAAAAACAAAAUGACUAAACAUUGCAAAAAUUCUGUGAUUUACAUUGUCUUUUUAAAGAAGCACUCUGGGAUUUUUUUAAAUGAAAAAGGUUUAACCCCUUAGUGACCACCAAUACGCUUUUUUUUUUUGUUUGUUUUAUGAGAGUCACUAAGGGACCUUAGGCUCUGCCAUUGUUUGACCCCUUACAUGUUGCAGGCAAUGACGCUCAUAUUAAAAUGCAGUGCACUAUAGGGAUAGUGCAUUGUAUUUUAAAAGCAAUCAAAAUAUUGCCUGUUUAUGGUUAUCUGCUUUUUUUUUUUUUAUUGAAAAUACACUUUCCAAUGAGAAAAAAAAAAAUUCAAAAACAAAAUCUCCCUCACAUGUUUGGGAUUGUUGUGUCCAUAAUAACCCACAGUACACAAAUAUGUCAAUUAUCCCCUAAGGGGAAUGCUUUAAAAAAUAAAUGGUAGAAUUGCUAAGUCGCCACCGAAAUAACAAACGAUCAAAAAGUGUAAUUUAGCCCGAAAUAGUACCAUUGAAAACUACAAGUCGACCCUCAAAAAUCAAGCCCUCACACAACUCCAUAGAAAGAAAAAUAAAAAAGUUAUGGGUCUUGGGAAGCGGCAAUGCACAAAGAUUUUCUUCCGAAAUAAACGGAUAAAAAAACUAUAUGUAUUUGGUAUCGCUGUAACCAUACUGACCCAGAGAAUAGAGAUAUUAUGUUAUUUAUACCGAACAAUGAACGCCGUAAUAUUUAUAACAUAAGAACUCAGUUGGCAGUAUUGCUGUUUUUUCCCCAUCUCCCUCCCAGAAAGAGUUAAUAAAAGUUAAUCAGAAAGUUGUGUACCCAAAAAUGACAAUGGAAAAAGGAAGAAAAACGCUUGGUCAGUAAGGCCCAAAACAGGCUGGUCACUAAGGGGUUAAAAUGUAUGGAUACAACUGAGCCAGGGUGUAACAAGUACUGGUGGUGAGUUAGGGCUCAUUCAGUUUUGCGGAAAGGGUGCGGACCCAUUCAUUUCAAUGGGGCCGCAAAAGAUGCGGACAGCACACCGCAAUCGUGGACAAUAGGCAUUUUCUAUUAUGGUUGCACCAUGUGAGGUCCGCAAAUUGCUGAACACACAUGGCCGGUCUGCAUGUUUUCUGAAUGGGCUUUUAGUAAUAUAUGUAAAAUAGAAAUCCCAGAGUGCUUUUUUAACGAUUUGAUGCCAAUCCCGUGGACCCUAAAAAUAAAAUGUACAUCUCUCUGAACCUCUCGCCCUCCUGCUGGUUUUUUGUUUGUUUUUUCCCCAACAACCUCUUUAUGUUGUUCUAGUUUACAUUAUCUGUGAUUAAUGCUGUGAAUCCUUGUAUGUGUCAUCAUGUAUAAACACUAGUUCAUGGUAGGAGGGACCAGCACUCGCUAAAUGGCCACACGCAAUGGUUAAUGGAGCCACAAGUGUCAUGAAUAAGGGAAUCGGUUCCCUGGUCACCCCACACACCAUAGAAGUAAUAAGGAGCCGCUGAAUCUGGGUUAUUUCUAUACAGAUCGCAUAUUUUACUAUUGUUUGUGCCCUUUGAACUGCAUGCCUCUAUUAAACAUGACACUACAGCAGGGAUCCGCAACCUCCAGCACUCCGGCUGUUGUGAAACUACAACUCCCAGCAUGCUCUGUUUACUUCUGGGUUCAGAUAACAGCAAAGCAAGUGUGCCUGUUGGGAGUUGUAGUUUCACAACAGCCGGAGUGCUGAAGGUUGCUGAUCUAUGCACUACAGCGUGGCCUGAUGUGGGACGUUCACCAUGUCACUUCAUUACAUAGCACUAACUAGGUUAGUUGGGGCUGCAGGUGCAUCAGUAGCACUUUCUGUGCUUUCGCUUUUCCAUCAUCCUUGCCCCAGAUGAAGUCCCCACAGCUACCGAUGCAGUGAGCACGCUCCAAAGUGCCUUAUUGCAUUACCCCCAUCAUUGCGGGUUUCUCUGGGCAUGCAUAGAUAAUAACGCGACUCAUUGUCCGCACACUUUAGGGAGUGACUGAGCCUCCAUUACCAGGGCUUCUAGCAAAUAGUGGAGGAGCUACUUGAACACGGCUUGUAUUUAGAAUUUUUUUGUUUUAUAUGAUUAAUUAUUUUGAAAUACGGGUGGUCGAUGUCACAUGUACCGGAUGGGCACAUACAAGAAAACUUCCCGAGGGGCUCCUUGACUGGCUAAGCUUCUUAAAGGGACACUAAAUGAAGAAAUCAAUACAAAUAACGUGUAUUUAUCAGACGGCAAGGAUUUUGCAAUCUUGUAAAAAUCAGCUAAGGCGGGGCUUCCCUCAGGGGGUGGGGCUUGUGGUCUGAGCAGCGGAAACUGUUCUGUUGUCCAUCCCUGUACACAUUAGCGCCCCAGCUUCUCUCCUUAUUGGAGCCCUGACUGGUAUAAUGGGAUUGAUCCCAACAGAUCCUGGUUGUUUCCAGUGACUUAUAAUGGGGGUGCUGCAGACUACGCAAUCCUUGCUGUAAAAAAAAAAAAUCCCUACAAAACACAAUGCAACCUGACGACAAGCAACUAAACCCCCUGCCUUUUCUCCAAAAUUUCUUUUUGCGCUGAGAAAAAGGAGAAUAACAUAGAAACACCAACAUUUGUAUUUAUUUAUUUUUUUAAAUUGUGUCCCUUUAAGUUAACCUGCGAGAUAGAUAGAGAUAUAUAUAUAUAUAUAUAUAUAUAUAUAUAUCUCUAUCUAUCUAUUUUUUAUGGGCAGCUUAAUAAAGCUAAAUGUUAGGGCUUUUUUAAGGAUCUAUGUGUUUCGGGAAAGUAUGACAUCCUUUUAACCAUAUCACACUUUCAUGGCGUGACCCUCCCGUCACAGGAAGUUGAGGGAUCAUGGCGAUUUGCGGUGGCAGCUCAGCCUUAUUUAUGGCCGUAUAACGAUGCGCAUCUCGAUAUCCCAUAAAUGAAAUAGAAGACGUCGGCUCUAGUCGUAGCUUCUCUUAAUGCAGUGUUAAAGGGGCAGGUCUCCCGCUGUCCUUUCAAAGUCUCCUUCCCAAUAGUAAAUGUAAGGGCUCUUUAUGGAUCACCUUCACUUAUUUCUGCUUUCUUAGCCCCAAAACAUGAGGCGUUUUUCCUGCGCAUUAAUGACAUUGAACCGAGCAGUGCCCAAGGGUAUAUGUGCCCCUUCCUCUACAUGUUAAGCAGUAUCUCUAACCUCAGUGCCCCACCCCCUUGUUUCGCUUUGGGCCCCCCUUCCCCUUGACUUUGUUUACAUUACAGUAGCCCCCCUUUUUUUUGUUUUCUCAGGCUAGGAGCAAUAGUUAUUAAUAAUAAUACCGAAAACUUCCAGAUAGUGUCUGGUAUACUCACACUCUCUGCUCUGUGAGGAAACUCCUCUUUUGUGCUGCAUUUUAGGGUUAAAAAAAAAAAAGAAAUUAAAAAAUAAAAUCUUGUCAAAUGUCGAUAUCAUAAUGAAGAAAAUAUUGUAACAUACCUUUUUUCUAUAGAAAAAAAAUGUAUAAUUAAGUUUUCGUAUGAAAUUGAGAGGCGUUCCUUAUCCAUUGUAAUGGGAACUUUUUUUUUUUCAUUAUUUUUUUUUUUUAAUAUACAUUAUAUUUUUUUCCAGGCCCGAUGGUAGUGAACUGCAAAUACUCUGCCUUCUCUGUAAAAUUGGAAGUCUGUGUUUUCAGUUUUGGUAAAACUGUGCUUAGAGUUUAGGGAA
This is a messenger RNA of Bufo gargarizans (Asiatic toad), 8270 nucleotides long. It is a transcript of the gene PHF21A, whose product is annotated as PHD finger protein 21A. Gene Ontology annotation, cellular component: histone deacetylase complex. Bases 540 to 2573 code for a protein of 677 amino acids. Gene Ontology annotation, molecular function: chromatin binding. The transcript has 17 exons. NCBI's taxonomy places the organism in Eukaryota, Metazoa, Chordata, Amphibia, Anura, Bufonidae. Gene Ontology annotation, biological process: negative regulation of transcription by RNA polymerase II. The record is from RefSeq and is a predicted model, not a curated record.